UUUCCUCCUCUUCCAGAGUUCAAUUGUUUUCAUCUUCCAAAACAUUUGAUUAUAAGUAAAGCAUCGCAUACUGUAUUGGAUAAUCGAUGAUUAUGGCUGUAUUUUGGUUCUUGGUCAUAUCAAGUUUCAUCUUCUGCUUGCUGUUGGUACGAAUGGCGGUUUCAAAGAAUAAUAAGAGAAAGAAGAAGAAGAACAGUACAUGCAAGCUUCCUCCUGGUUCCAUGGGAUGGCCUUACUUAGGAGAGACUCUACAACUUUAUUCACAAGACCCCAAUGUUUUCUUCACUUCCAAGCAAAAGAGAUAUGGAGAUAUAUUCAAAACACGAAUCCUUGGCUAUCCUUGCGUGAUGCUGGCUAGCCCCGAGGCUGCAAGGUUUGUCUUGGUGACUCAUGCACAUAUGUUCAAGCCAACGUAUCCGAGAAGCAAGGAGAGGCUAAUUGGACCAUCUGCUCUAUUUUUCCACCAAGGAGAUUAUCAUGCCUAUUUAAGGAAACUUGUCCAAUCCUCUUUAUACCCUGAAACCAUCCGGAAACUUAUCCCUGAUAUCGAACACAUUGCCCUCUCUUCUUUACAAUCUUUGGCCAAUAUGCAUAUUGUCUCUACGUACCAAGAAAUGAAGAAGUUCGCUUUUGAUGUUGGUAUUCUAGCCAUAUUUGGCCAUUUGGAGUGUUCUUACAGGGAGAUGUUGAAACAUAAUUACAAUAUUGUGGAAAAAGGCUACAACUCUUUCCCCAUGAAUCUUCCCGGAACAUCUUACCACAAAGCUCUCAAGGCGAGGAAGCGGCUAAAGACAAUAGUAAGCGAGAUUAUACGUGAAAGAAGAGAGAAAAGCAUUUUGAGAACGGACUUUCUUGGUCAUCUACUCAACUAUAAGGACGAUAAGGGUCGUGUGCUAACCCAAGAACAGAGUGCGGACAACAUUAUCGGAGUCCUUUUCGCCGCUCAAGACACGACAGCUAGUUGCCUAACUUGGAUUCUUAAGUACUUACAUGAUGAUCAGAAGCUUCUAGAAGAUGUUAAGGAUGAGCAAAGAGCAACAUAUAAAGAAAACAGUAGAGAGAAAAAGUCUUUAACAUGGGGACAAACAAGAAACAUGCCACAAACACACAAGGUUAUACUUGAGAGUUUGAGGAUGGCAAGCAUCAUACCCUUCACAUUCAGAGAAGCAGUGGAUGAUGUUGAAUAUAAGGGAUAUUUGAUACCGAAGGGAUGGAAAGUGAUGCCACUCUUCAGGAAUAUUCAUCACAAUCCCAAAUAUUUUUCAAACGCUGAGGUUUUCGAUCCAUCUAGAUUUGAGGUAAAUCCAAAGCCAAAUACAUUCAUGCCCUUUGGAAGUGGUGUUCAUGCUUGUCCCGGGAACGAACUCGCCAAGUUACAGAUUCUUAUCUUUCUCCACCACUUAGUUUCCAAAUUUCGAUGGGAAGUGGUGGGAGGAGAAGGGGGAGUAGAGUACGGUCCAUUUCCAAUCCCUCGAAAUGGUCUUCUUACUACAUUUCGGCAACAUUCUCUUUAGUUCUUCAAACCCUUAAAGUAUAUAUUAUUAUUAUUAUUUUCUUAAUUAAUUAGCCAUAGUUUUUAUUUAUCUAAAUUCCAUAAAAAAACAUGUAAAACCCUUCGAGAUUAUUUUAAAGAAAUUCAUUAUUGUAGUCAUUGAGAGUUUUAACAUGUUGCAUCCUACACCUAUGAUGGAGAAAAUGUUUAUUCCGGUAUUCUCAGUAACAGUCGAAGUUGGUUAAUCUUUUCUUUGGGGUGAAUAAACCAACCAAAUCAAAAGCGUGGGACGGUGUGAGCCACGUGAAAGGAGCAGAAAGACCGCAAAGCGUUAAUGUGAAACAGUAAAAGAGGUGUGUUUACAAU
This is a messenger RNA of Brassica oleracea var. oleracea, 1858 nucleotides long. Its product is annotated as abscisic acid 8'-hydroxylase 4-like. The coding region runs from base 87 to 1514 and encodes 475 amino acids. The record is from RefSeq and is a predicted model, not a curated record. NCBI's taxonomy places the organism in Eukaryota, Viridiplantae, Streptophyta, Magnoliopsida, Brassicales, Brassicaceae. Gene Ontology annotation, biological process: sterol metabolic process. The transcript is spliced from 9 exons. Gene Ontology annotation, molecular function: (+)-abscisic acid 8'-hydroxylase activity; heme binding; iron ion binding.